CUUGUACUAAAACAAAUGAUCCAGUUCAGUAUGUGAUUGGUAAUGCUCGAAGGAAAACUACAAAGAAAGGAAGUCUAUACGCUAGUUGGGGUUUCAGCGUCAACUAGAUUUUCAUUACGAUUAUUUUUACCUCGACUCUGGGAGCCAUGAAUCCGAAUCAGUACAUCUGGAUCCCGAUUGGAAUUUCCCUAAUGCUGAUAUCUGGAGCACUGGCAGGUAAACUUCUCAAUAAUGUGGCACUUAACAAAAAAGCUUCCCAGUCCUCAGAAGGCAGCGACUUUGAUUCUGCUAGUGGGGCCGUCGAUGGGAACAAAGACCUGAAACCUGAAACGAGAUCCUGUACCCUCAGCAAAGAAGAGUCUGAUCCUUGGUGGAGGGUCGACUUAGAGAAUGUGUACAAAAUAUCAGCCGUAACGAUAACCAACAGGGGUGAAAACGCAAGCAGUCUGGACGGGGCCGAAAUCUGGAUUGGAAACCCAAUGGAGACUGAAAACACCAACAAAUUCAGGUGUGCAAUCAUCUCUCACAUCCCGGCCGGACGCACAUUCUACUUUUCAUGCAGCGCUUCAGAGGGACGCUACGUCACUGUUCUUCUCCCAGGAAGCAAGAAGGUUCUGAGUCUCUGUGAAGUUGAGGUGUUCACUGUAAGCCAUGCUAAUCCUGUAGCCAACGUGGCACUGAAAGGAGAAGCCACACAGUCAUCAACGCUCUCCUUCGCCACUGCUUCCAAAGCCAUCGAUGGGAGACGAAACUCAUACUACACCAAUGGGUUUUGUAGCCACACCGUUGAUAACCAGAUCGGCCCGUGGUGGAGGGUGGACCUGCGAAGAACAUUUAUUGUCACAUCUGUCAAAGUCACCAACAGGGGAGACUGCUGUGCUGAGAGACUGGAUGGAGCAGAGAUCCGAAUCGGGAACUCACUGGAGAACAACGGAAACAACAACCCCAGGUGUACCUCCAUCCCCCACAUCAGAGCGGGUAAAACCUCCACCUUCCACUGUGAUGGAGGCAGCAUGGAGGGGCGCUUUGUGAAUGUUAUUAUCCCCGGGAAUAUGAAGACCCUCACCCUGUGUGAAGUGGAGGUGUACGGUGUCCUGGCAGUGGAACCUCUACAAGACGUGGCCUUAUUGAAACCAACAAAACAAUGUUGCAACCUUUUCAAUGAGCCUGCUUCUAAUGCUGUCAGUGGACGUAGAGGUGGGAAUUAUUUUGCUGGAUGCUGUAGUAGUAUCGACUCUACCAAUCCCUGGUGGAGUGUAGACUUGUCCGCUGAGCACAAUGUUAGUGCCGUCACCAUCACCAGCAGACGAGACAGAAUGUCAUCCAACAUUCAAGGGGCAGAGAUCUGGAUCGGGAACUCUGAACAAAAAACCUACAACACCAGGUGUGGUGAUAUCUCGUCGAAUUCACCAACGUACACAUUGGAGUGUGGCGGCAUGCAGGGCCGCUACAUCAUAGUGAGCAAAUCAGGACUUUGGACGUCUUUGACACUUUGCGGAGUGGAGGUCUUUGCUACUCUGACAGUGCCAGAAGUUGUCCCUCCUCCUCCACCUCCCACUGUGAGCAUGAUGCUGGGCGGCAGGGAAGUGACGGUGGUGGGAGAAAGGCUCUGCUGGUCUGACGCUCUGUUCUACUGCAGACGCCACCACUGGGAUCUGCUUAGCAUCCGCAGCCAGGAGGAGCAGAGCGAGGUGGAGGCGCUGCUCGGCCGCAGUUCUUUCCCCCUCACAGAUUACGUGUGGCUGGGGUUGCGCAGAUACUUAAGUGACUCGACUUGGUUCUGGAUGUCCGGUGAUUCCAUGAAGUUCACCAAAUGGCAGCAAAACACCGACUUUUUCCAUAGCCCCAGCCCGUGCGGAGGCGUGGAUGGAGGAGGGCUCCACUUGUGGGGGGGCCGGCCUUGUGAGGAGCCCCUCAACUUCAUCUGCCAAUCAGGUGCUGAGCUGGGAGCCAAGAGAGUGUACUUCUACAGCACCAGCACAGACACAAGCCUUUAGUCAGGGACAACUAUAUUGGAAGCUGUAUUUUGAAGAUAGAAAGAGUGAUUUUAAACUUUCUGCACGUGUGCAUAAAUAGAUUAGCCAAGACAGGGGUGUGGACUCAAACUCGUCAGACUAGAGUCAUGAAUUUUGUGAAUCGAUUAAGGACUUGUAAAUGUACUUGGACGUCAGCCUUUGGACCUGACAACCCUUGAUACCUUCUGAAAUUUAAAAAGUCAAUAAAAAAGAGUCCCACAAAUAUCUGAGUCCACUUAUGUACAUUUUAUCCCCUGCAAAUUAACACUUCUUUCACAUGUUCCUCUUUUAAAUCAAUCAGACUGCAUCCAAUUCAAAAAUAAAACCAUGAAGAGGUUGCGCUGCUUUUCCUUGGCUGGAAAAAUAUUCUGUCAAAGUGUUUAAAAUCUAUACUGUGGUCAGCAAAAAACAAAUUGCACAAAGAAAUUGACGGAGGGGGCAAUAUGCCGUGUUUAGGAAUCGAAACUUUAGAUAAUCUUGUCUUGUGACUUGGUCCCGCCUCGUGUCUUAACCACCUGAUGCAUUCUUUCAAUGCUCUUCAUCUCUGUGUGAAAGUCACUGUCCUGUAAUCUCAUUAAACUAGUUAUUGCAAUUACGCUGUUGUGCGUCGUGUGUGGUCUAAAUUCAACGAUUUUGCAUUUUCUGAUUUAAAAUAAAGA
Molecule: messenger RNA, 2674 nt
Organism: Eleginops maclovinus (Patagonian blennie)
Lineage: Eukaryota; Metazoa; Chordata; Actinopteri; Perciformes; Eleginopidae
Exons: 10
Coding region: 147-1997 (616 amino acids)
Source: RefSeq, a predicted model, not a curated record